UUGCGGUGCAGUUCGUUGUUGAUCGUCGGUUGCGACGCCGGCUGGUUCUGCUCCCCCGCAUUUGGGAAAUCAUUCGAAGGGGUCUCCGAUCUUCUUCGAUAAUCUUCUCUCACGAGUUUAUUCCAACGUCGGCCGUUCAUCUCCGCGGGCGAAAACUUUUCGAAUCAACGUACACGAUGAGCUGCAAUUGCCCUUUGACGGCGUCAUCGGGGCCAACGUUGGCUUCGACCUGCGGUGGCCCGUCCUUCAUGCUCUUCAUGGGUCUCCUCGAGGUUUUUCUGCGGAGCCAGUGCGACCUCGAGGAUCCUUGCAACCGGCCGCAAUCUCGAGAUUACGUCGACACAAGAUACGAUUUCAUCGUGAUAGGAGGUGGCAGUGCUGGGGCGACAAUCGCCGCCCGAUUGUCGGAGGAAAAUAGGUUUUCGGUGUUGCUGUUGGAGGCGGGUUUGGACGAACCGACGGGCACUCAGAUUCCAUCGUUUUUCUUCAAUUUCAUAGGCAGCGAUAUAGACUGGAGAUACACGACGGAGAGCGAGGACGAAGCUUGUCUAAAUAAAGAUGACAAAAAGUGCUACUGGCCCAGAGGAAAGGUCCUAGGAGGCACCAGCGUGAUGAACGGUAUGAUGUACAUGCGGGGAUCCCGUAAGGACUUCGACGACUGGGCCAGCCUUGGCAAUCCUGGAUGGUCCUACCAGGAAGUCCUUCCAUAUUUCAUGCGGAGUGAGGAUAAUCAACAGAUCGACGUGAUGGACUCCGGCUACCACGCGACUGGAGGACCUUUGACUAUCACCCAAUUCCCCUACCAUCCACCCCUCAGCAAGGCCAUCAUGGAGGCCGGAAAGGAACUUGGGUACCCGGUGCUUGAUCUGAACGGACGCUCCCACACCGGGUUCACAAUUGCUCAAACCACUUCGCGUAAUGGCUCGAGGCUGUCAACGGCACGCGCCUUCCUGAGGCCGGCACGGAACCGCCGCAACCUCCACAUAAUGCUCAACUCAACGGCGACGAGGGUUCUCCUGGACAGCAACAAGCGGGCCAUCGGCGUGGAAUUUUUCUUCGAUGGAAAACUCCACCAGGUUAUGGCCAACAAAGAGGUCAUCGUCAGCGGAGGCGCCGUAAACUCACCCCAAAUCUUGCUGAACAGUGGAAUCGGUCCGAGUGAAGAAUUGCAGGCGGUUGAUGUUCCCGUUCUUCAUAACUUACCAGGCGUGGGGAAAAACCUUCACAAUCACGUCGCUUUUGGAGUGGGAUUCACCAUCAAUGACACGGACACGACGCCGUUGAACUGGGCCACUGCAAUGGAGUAUCUCCUCUUCAGGGAUGGCCUCAUGUCAGGCACCGGCAUAUCGGAAGCGACUGCAAUGAUCAACACGAAGUAUGCAAAUCCUCGAGACGAUCAUCCUGACAUCCAGCUGAUAUUCGGAGGAUACCUCGCGGAUUGCGCGGAGACAGGAAUGGUCGGAGAAAAGAAGGGAGCCAAUCGUAGCAUCUACAUAAUCCCCACGCUAUUGCACCCGAAGAGCCGUGGGUACCUUCGACUGAGGAGCAGCGACCCUCUCGACAAGCCGAUGAUCUAUCCGAAGUACCUUACAGUCCCAGAGGACGUAGCGCGCCUCGUCGAAGGCAUCAAGUUCGUCGUGAGACUGGCGGAAACCGAUGCCCUGAAAAGGUACGGCUUUCAGCUCGACAAAACGCCGGUGAAGAACUGCGAGCACUUGAAGUUCGGGUGUGACGCCUACUGGGAAUGCGCUGUUAAGCAUGACACUGCGCCGGAAAAUCAUCAGGCUGGAUCGUGCAAGAUGGGACCAGCCAACGAUCCGAUGGCAGUCGUCGACAACGAGCUCAGGGUGCGAGGCAUCAGGAAUCUGAGGGUGGCCGACACGAGCAUCAUGCCAAGAGUGACGUCAGGAAAUACCAACGCCCCGGCUAUCAUGAUCGCCGAGAAAGCUGCCGACAUGAUAAAGAGGACGUGGAUCGGGUGAAUCCAAAGAGAGUAACGAACGCCAAGGAAGAGUAAAAUAAAAGUAAAUUAUUCGAAAAUACGGGGAUGAGACGAAGCGUCGUUUUUGCUGGUACCGAAUCCCUCGACAUAAUCGUGACUUGUCGCUGUAGGAAAAACUUCGGUGCAAAUUACUCUCUUAUCUCCUAGAGUACGUCCUUCUACCUCCUCUCGACAGCGUGUCUGUUUCCCUCGUGUUUUCCGCAAUGGGCGCAAUGUUGAAAGAAUUUACUUUAGAACGCAAGGAGGCAAUUCCUUAUUCCUUAGAAGAAACUCAGUGACAAUGAACAAUUUUCAGGACCGUGCCUACAUGUGUACAUCGUUCAGCAUUUAGAAGGUACAGGUGACCUUCUAAACGCUGGAACAUUAUCCUCAUUGUUAACCAAAAGACGAAAAAAUCAGUAGCUUCGGAAGAGUUUUAUUUUUACCAGUAAUAUACCGUACAACCUAAUCGCAUACCUGUAGCAUUCUUAAUACUAACUUAAUUCUUGUACAAAUCUACGCAGGAAAUGAUGAAGAAAAAACAGAUGUCAAUCAAACUUAGCAUAAUACCAGUUACUAUACUAUAUUAAUAAUAACAUUAUCCCUUUACGCAUUAUUGUUAUACUUUAGUAUGAUACAGUAUUUACAUUUAGCCGUAAGAUUUAUAACGGUCGUAUCGUAUCGAGCGUCUAGUUGGAAUAAAGUAAAGCAAAGUACAGUGAA
This is a messenger RNA of Neodiprion virginianus, 2704 nucleotides long. Its product is annotated as glucose dehydrogenase [FAD, quinone]. The coding region runs from base 177 to 1982 and encodes 601 amino acids. The transcript is spliced from 7 exons. NCBI's taxonomy places the organism in Eukaryota, Metazoa, Arthropoda, Insecta, Hymenoptera, Diprionidae. The record is from RefSeq and is a predicted model, not a curated record. Gene Ontology annotation, molecular function: oxidoreductase activity, acting on CH-OH group of donors; flavin adenine dinucleotide binding.